This is a messenger RNA of Trifolium pratense (red clover), 1166 nucleotides long. RefSeq names its product F-box protein CPR1-like. NCBI's taxonomy places the organism in Eukaryota, Viridiplantae, Streptophyta, Magnoliopsida, Fabales, Fabaceae. The transcript has a single exon. The coding region runs from base 90 to 1157 and encodes 355 amino acids. The record is from RefSeq and is a predicted model, not a curated record.
UUAUUCUCUCCAAACUUCCUCUCAAAUCCUUGAAGCGAUUUGGUUGCGUACGCAAAUCAUGGUCCCUCUUGUUUGAUGACAAUUGUUUCAUGACUAUGUUCCGGAGCAAUCUCUUAACAAAAGAUCAUCCUUAUUAUGAUUAUACAUCUGUCUUCGUACAAACCAAACAUGGUGCUUACUAUGACAAUUAUAGAUAUCGAUUGCAUUCUCUUUCGGGUGACAACAUUGUCGAAUUAGAUUGGCCGAAUCCAUUUCCAUGUCCAAUUCAAGAGGAGGAUAACUACUCCCCAUCUUCAUCUGAAGAAGAAGAUGAAGAGUCAGAGGAUAACCGCGUGCCACCAGUUACACGUUUUCUUAUUGUGGGCUCAGUUAGUAUUAAUGGCACUCUUUGUCUGGACAAUCAGUAUAGUAAAGCCGAACUUUGUUUGUGGAAACCAACUACAAACGAAUUCAAGGUCAUUCCUUCCAGCCCAAUUCUAUCUAUACCUUAUUACCGUGUUUCGCCCGUUCACGCUCAGGUUGGUUAUGACCAUGUUAAAGAUGACUAUAAGGUGAUUCGGAGCAUGGGUGCUUUUCCAAACCCUAAAUUACCACCCGUUUACUUUUGGGAUUUAUAUAGUCUAAAUAGUAACACUUGGAGUACAAUUGAGGCCGAUGUUCCCCGUUCUAUUGACAAUGUAGACGUGUACACUGAUGGAGUUUGUCAUUGGUGGGGUGAAAGAGAAAAGCAUGCAUAUUUGGUGUCAUUUGACUUCAGCAAUGAAUCUUUCAUUACAACACUCAUACCCUCAUACGUGGAUGAUAGUGAUGCUUUUAAUUAUGCAGUUGGGAGAACUUUGGUGCUACUAAAUGGGUCUAUUGCUUUAAUCUUAACUCAUUCAGAGACAUAUAUGUUUCACAUAUCAAUUUUGGGUGAGCUUGGUAUAAAGGAUUCAUGGACUAAACUCUUCAUUAUUGGACCAUUACCUCCCCUCUGGAAUCCAAUUGGAUCUGCUAAGAAGAACAAAAUACUGUUCCAAAAUAAAUACGGUGGAUUAGCCUUGUUUGAUCUAAGUAACAAGACUAUUGAGGAGAUUUGUGUUAUACCAAAUACUACUUUUUGUAAAACAGUACUCCAUAAAGAAAGCGAUCUUCCAAUUGGAGGAAUAAAUAAUUGAUUUAUUUCU